Molecule: messenger RNA, 1430 nt
Organism: Mastomys coucha (southern multimammate mouse)
Lineage: Eukaryota; Metazoa; Chordata; Mammalia; Rodentia; Muridae
Gene: Mecr
Product: mitochondrial trans-2-enoyl-CoA reductase
Exons: 10
Coding region: 145-1254 (369 amino acids)
Biological process (GO): fatty acid metabolic process
Cellular component (GO): mitochondrion
Molecular function (GO): trans-2-enoyl-CoA reductase (NADPH) activity
Source: RefSeq, a predicted model, not a curated record
CGGACCGACCACUAUCGGAGCAGAGAGCAAACGACCUCUUUUAAAUGGAGGGGGCGUGGCCACGAGUGGGGCGGGGCGCAUGCUUGCGGUCGCGGGCUAAUGACGUAGUCCGGAGCGCCGGGUUCUGCCAGUGCUGGAAGAAGCAUGUUGGUCAGCCAGCGACUGACGGGGUCGCGAACCCGGGCACGUUUGCUUGCGAGUCUCCUCGAGGCUUUCCGGACCACAUCCUCCUACUCCGCUUUCUCUGAGCCGUCACGGGUGCGGGCGCUGGUCUAUGACAACCACGGGGAUCCAGCCAAGGUCAUCCGACUGAAGAACCUGGAGCUCACUGCUGUGGAAGGAUCUGAUGUCCAUGUGAGGAUGCUGGCAGCCCCUAUCAAUCCAUCUGACAUAAAUAUGAUCCAAGGGAACUAUGGCCUCCUUCCCCAGCUGCCUGCUGUCGGAGGGAACGAAGGCGUUGGGCAGGUGAUAGCAGUGGGCAGCAGUGUGUCUGCACUGAAGCCAGGAGACUGGGUGAUCCCAGCAAAGGCUGGUUUGGGAACCUGGCGGACUGAGGCGGUGUUCAGUGAGGAAGCGCUGAUUGGAAUCCCUAAGGACAUCCCUCUCCAGAGUGCUGCCACCCUAGGUGUCAAUCCCUGCACAGCCUACAGGAUGUUGGUGGACUUUGAACAGCUGCAGCCAGGGGACUCUGUCAUCCAGAAUGCAUCCAACAGUGGAGUGGGGCAAGCAGUCAUUCAGAUCGCCUCAGCCCUACGCCUAAAGACCAUCAACGUGGUCCGAGACAGACCCAACAUCAAGAAGCUAACUGACAGGCUGAAGGAUCUAGGAGCUGAUUACGUCCUCACAGAGGAGGAGCUAAGGAUGCCUGAGACAAAAAACAUCUUCAAGAACCUGCCGCUGCCCCGACUGGCUCUCAACUGUGUUGGUGGGAAGAGUUCCACAGAGCUGCUCCGGCACCUAGCGCCUGGAGGAACCAUGGUGACCUAUGGGGGAAUGGCCAAACAGCCUGUAACAGCCUCUGUGAGUCUGCUCAUUUUUAAGGACCUCAAACUUCGGGGCUUUUGGUUGUCCCAGUGGAAGAAGAACCACAGUCCAGAUGAGUUCAGGGAGCUGAUUCUCACUCUCUGCAACCUCAUCCGCCAAGGCCGGCUCACAGCCCCUUCCUGGUCUGAGGUUCCACUGCAGGACUUCCAGCAGGCUUUAGAAGCCUCCAUGAAGCCUUUCGUGUCUUCGAAGCAGAUUCUCACCAUGUGAUUACUCCAGAGGACCAGGAGGAAAGCAGGAGAGGCAGGCCAGCAAGACUGGCUGGCUGCUGGCCUCUCCAUGAGGACCCCAGUCUUCUCAGACUGCCUUACCCUCAGUGCCUCUUCCUACCAGGAGGGUGAGAGGCCAACCCGAGUCCCUAAUAAACCCUGAACUUCCCCAGUAGA